Molecule: messenger RNA, 318 nt
Organism: Aspergillus sclerotioniger CBS 115572
Lineage: Eukaryota; Fungi; Ascomycota; Eurotiomycetes; Eurotiales; Aspergillaceae
Exons: 4
Coding region: 1-318 (105 amino acids)
Source: RefSeq, a predicted model, not a curated record
AUGUUGAAACAUCUUGAGCUUGGGGCAGUCUUUCUGAUGUCCUGCACUGUACUUUUGCACCUGCUGUUUCAUGUCCCCGAGCGCCUGAUUUGUGUAAAAGGUUUAGGUAGUGAUCACCGGGCAGAUAGUUACCCUCGAAAGAUCGAGUACCAUACAGUCAAGCAGCCGCGGGUACUGUACUUAUGGAUCAUCGAGGAACAACCUAGAAGGCGAUCGCAUGUCCUAGAGCGAUUGUGUCGAGAUACUAAUAAUAAUAACAUUCAGGGAUCGGGCAAUAAUGCGACUUGCGAACCUGAGGGCAAUCCAUACUACUACUAG